AAAAUUUAAAUGGAAAUGAAUUCUAACCGUGCUUGGAUAUAACGGACGUGUGUUACUCGUAAUAUUGUUCUUAUGUUUCCUUUUUGUUUUUUCACAUUUUUUAAUUUUUUUUGGCCAGGGUAUGUUUCUAUUUUUAGUUUCCCUUUGGAGUUUCCAUUUCUACGCCGCACCUCUCCCAUUCUCACUUCUCCAUUGAAGCAUACUCCGAGUUCUCCAUUAAACCGUCUUUCUGAGUUUUCUGUCCUCCAUUGAAGCAGCUUUUGAGAUAAUGGCAGCGUGUGCGAAAGAUAGCGGUGAAUACAAUGAUUUGGUGGAGGUGAAUACUGGUAAAGGUGUUGGAGAGGAGUCUGCUGAGCCGAUAUUGAAAGAGACUCCAGCAGAACUUACGAAGAAAGGAGCGGGGAAGAAACCACAGGAUGUGAAUGAAGAAGAAUCACAAUUAUCAAAUGGAGCAGUUUCAGCUUGUAGGAGCAAAUUUGAUUCCAAGACAGAGCCAUCUUCUGCCAAAAUGUAUUUUCAUUAUUAUGGACAACUAUUACAUCAGCAAAAUAUGAUGCAGGACUAUGUGAGAACAGGGACCUACUAUGCUGCUGUCAUGGAAAACCGUGUGGAUUUUAGUGGUAAGGUGGUGGUUGAUGUUGGUGCCGGCAGUGGUAUUUUGUCAUUAUUUGCUGCUCAGGCUGGUGCAAAGCAUGUUUAUGCUGUAGAAGCUUCUGAAAUGGCAGAUUAUGCACGUAAACUUGUCGCAGGCAACCCCCUAUUAGCUGAUCGAAUAACGGUCAUUAAAGGUAAAGUUGAAGAAGUGGAGCUGCCUGAGAAAGCAGAUAUAUUGAUUUCUGAGCCGAUGGGUACGUUAUUAGUUAAUGAACGGAUGCUGGAAUCUUAUGUUAUUGCAAGAGACCGGUUUCUUAUACCUAAUGGAAAAAUGUUUCCUGGAGUAGGAAGAAUACAUAUGGCACCAUUCAGCGAUGAAUAUCUGUUUGUGGAAAUUGCUAACAAGGCACUCUUCUGGCAGCAGCAAAAUUAUUUUGGGGUGGAUUUGACCGCCUUGUAUGGAUCAGCAUUCCAGGGUUACUUUUCACAGCCCGUGGUUGAUGCUUUUGACCCAAGGUUACUUGUCGCACCAGCUACACACCAUGUGAUAGAUUUCUCGACUAUUAAGGAGGAACAGCUAUAUGAAAUUGACAUUCCAUUAAAAUUCACUGCUGCAGUGGGCACAAGGGUGCAUGGUUUAGCUUGUUGGUUUGAUGUUUUGUUUGAUGGAAGUACGGUCCAAAGAUGGCUAACCACUGCACCAGGUUCACCAACUACUCACUGGUACCAGUUACGUUGUGUUCUUGCACAACCUAUUUAUGUCAUAGCUGGACAAGAAAUUACUGGCCGUCUUCUCAUGGUUGCUCACAAUAAUCAGAGUUAUACUGUAUAUCUUACUUUGUCAGCUAAAAUGUGGGGUGUUGGCGCUGAGCAAGGAGGAAUCCUUCAGACGUCUUCUGGAAAGAUGGAACUGAAGGAACCCUAUUACAGAAUGUCCCAGCCACAAAUACAAACUCAGGCCUAUGCAGUAUCUCAAGAUCAGCAGCCGCAAAAUAUACAGCAACAGGAUAUGAAUAUCCAAUCACUGGAUCUUGAAGGUGAGCUGCUACAACAAGAAUUGGAAAAUGCAAAUGUUCAAAUCCAGUAAUCCAUGAGCCUUUAAGAUGUGGUCCUCUGAAAAUUAUCACGAACGUUGAAGGGUAGGGGCUAUGUCCAAUCUGUUGUACAAUAGAGUUCUGCCGUCCAUGGUUCUCAAGGGCUCUCCAAUGUUCUACCGGCCAUGGUCCAGUAGAUAUUGCCCCCCCCUGUGUGGCUGUGAAUGAUAUUCUUUGUUAGGGAUUUAGAAUCUUAUAUAGCUAUUAUAACAGCUUAGAGCAGGGUAAAAUAUCAAUUUGGUACAAGUUUUCAGUGAUGAUAUUUGGUGAUGUGCUUUAAUUAUGCUAUUAGCAUCAAAGUGUUCCACCUAUUCCUGAAAAUAGAUGCUUGAGUGUUAACUUCUUAGUCUUUGCAUGAAAGAAACCAACAUUUAGCUACAA
This is a messenger RNA of Chenopodium quinoa (quinoa), 2069 nucleotides long. Its product is annotated as probable histone-arginine methyltransferase 1.3. Gene Ontology annotation, molecular function: protein-arginine N-methyltransferase activity. The transcript is spliced from 14 exons. Gene Ontology annotation, biological process: peptidyl-arginine methylation. The coding region runs from base 269 to 1681 and encodes 470 amino acids. Lineage: Eukaryota; Viridiplantae; Streptophyta; Magnoliopsida; Caryophyllales; Amaranthaceae. The record is from RefSeq and is a predicted model, not a curated record.